Molecule: messenger RNA, 1126 nt
Organism: Lycium ferocissimum
Lineage: Eukaryota; Viridiplantae; Streptophyta; Magnoliopsida; Solanales; Solanaceae
Exons: 3
Coding region: 294-899 (201 amino acids)
Molecular function (GO): RNA binding
Source: RefSeq, a predicted model, not a curated record
UUGUUUAAUGUAACAUUCUUUAUAAUAUUUAUACCAUUAGGUUAUUCUCCCAGUCCUUUUCUUAUUUGGCUUGCAUUCAAGAACCAACAUGAAACAACUAUAAAGGGAUGAUAAUUUGGACCCAAUAUGUAAUUUUCAAAAUAGUUCCAGGGGUUAAAACAAAACAAAACAGAUAUCCUAAGAGUUAACUGAAAACAUAAAAAACAACCAUAAGAACACAAUAUGAAGUCCGAUGAAGGUAUAGAAGAGUAAAACCUAGGCGAGCUCAAAGGUGAAAUUUGGCAUUACUCAUCAUGGAAACUCUAAGUGAAGAGUAUGCUGCUUUUCUAAAGAAAGUGAACCGUACUAUAUACAUUGACAACCUUUCACCUGUGGCUACUGAAUCUGUUGUUAAAGCUGCUCUCGAUCAAUUUGGAAACGUCAUUCAGGUCAAGUUUAUCCCAAACUACCUCGAACCAAAGAACAUUGGACAAGCUGCAUUAGUUGAGCUGGAAAAUCCAGAGCAGGCGAAAACUAUAGUGUCUGAAAUAAGCAAUUCCUCGUUUAUGGUUUGUGGUAUGCCAAGGCCUGUUAAGGCACAGGCUGCUGAAGCAGAGAUGUUUGAUGACCGUCCUAGAAAACCGGGUCGGAAGAUAGUGUGCAAAUGGUUGGAUUCCAGCGAUCCAGAUUUCGAGGUGGCCAAGAAGAUCAAGCUUAAGAUUAGGAAACAAGCAGAGGAAGCCAAGUUUUUGCUCAAGCAACAACUAGAGGAGGAAGAAAAUCUUGCAAAAAAACAGACGGAGAUCUUGAACGCAAGCUAUAAGAAGUUUGAACUCAUAGACACUGUUGUUGGCAACAGAGUUGCUGACCGUUUGGCAGAACGUUACAGAGUGCGUGUUGCAGAUGCUGAGCACCAAUAAACAUUUUGCACAACAAACUAACAUAGACCUAAAGAUUCAGCUUCUCGGCGUUUUGGCAUGGUUUGCUUUUUCUGAAGAUCAUAUUUAAGGCAGUAGAUAGUAGCUCACCCUAUAAUAGUUUGGUUGAUCUUGAAUUGUAUUUUGGCCUAAAUGUACUCUAAUAUAUGUGUCAAGUGAACAUGUAGGAGAUUAACUUAUAUAUAUGAAGCUAUUGCAGGAGUGUGAAA